AUGGCGGAUAAUACCGGAAACGAUCCCCGGAGGUCGUUAUGUGGAGUGCCGGAGAAACUUCAGCUUCACAUAGCGAUGCUUACGUUGCAAUUCGGUUACGCCGGAUUCCACGUGGUCUCCAGAGCUGCUCUUAACAUGGGGAUCAGCAAACUCGUCUUCCCUGUUUAUCGUAACAUCAUCGCUUUGCUUCUUCUCCUUCCCUUCGCUUACUUCCUCGAAAAGAAGGAGAGACCAGCGAUCACUCUUAACUUUCUCAUCCAGUUCUUCUUUUUAGCACUCAUCGGAAUAACAGCGAACCAAGGGUUUUACUUGUUGGGACUGGACAACACUUCACCAACAUUUGCUUCUUCCAUGCAAAACUCUGUUCCCGCCAUUACCUUUCUCAUGGCUGCUCUUCUCAGGAUUGAGAAAGUUAGAAUAAACAGAAGAGACGGUAUCUCCAAAGUCUUAGGAACAGCUCUCUGCGUCGCCGGAGCUUCCGUCAUCACUCUCUACAAGGGUCCCACCAUCUACACUCCAGCCAGCCACCUCCACACUCACCUCCUCACAACCAACUCCGCCGCUUCCGCCGUAUUAGCGCCGUUAGGAGACGCCGCGCCGAAAAACUGGACUCUUGGUUGCAUCUACUUGAUUGGUCACUGUCUCUCGUGGUCAGGCUGGCUCGUUUUCCAAGCUCCGGUUCUUAAAUCUUACCCGGCGAGGCUCUCCGUUACGUCUUACACUUGUUUCUUCGGAAUCAUUCAGUUCUUGAUCAUCGCUGCCUUCUGUGAAAGAGAGUCUCAGGCUUGGGUUUUUCACUCCGGUUGGGAGCUUUUCACCAUCCUCUACGCCGGAAUAGUAGCGUCUGGAAUCGCGUUUGCGGUUCAGAUUUGGUGUAUUGACAGAGGAGGUCCAGUCUUCGUUGCUGUUUACCAACCUGUUCAGACUUUGGUCGUCGCUAUUAUGGCUUCAAUUGCGUUAGGAGAAGAAUUUUACUUGGGCGGGAUUAUCGGAGCAGUGUUGAUCAUAGCGGGACUUUACUUUGUGUUGUACGGUAAGAGCGAAGAGAGGAAAUUUGCUGCGCUUGAGAAGGCAGCGAUCCAGUCAUCCGCGGAGCAUUGUAUCGAGCGUGCACCUGUUUCUCGCGGCUCCAUCAAGUCGUCCAUCACAGCUCCACUGCUUCAUCAGUCAACGGACAAUGUUUGA
Microthlaspi erraticum is the source of this 1185-nucleotide messenger RNA. NCBI's taxonomy places the organism in Eukaryota, Viridiplantae, Streptophyta, Magnoliopsida, Brassicales, Brassicaceae. The record is from the annotation of a GenBank genome assembly.